This is a messenger RNA of Hordeum vulgare subsp. vulgare (domesticated barley), 1434 nucleotides long. RefSeq names its product protein KTI12 homolog. The transcript is spliced from 10 exons. The record is from RefSeq and is a predicted model, not a curated record. Bases 190 to 1095 code for a protein of 301 amino acids. Lineage: Eukaryota; Viridiplantae; Streptophyta; Magnoliopsida; Poales; Poaceae.
UUCCAAUCCGACCCAACGGAACCUCCCCCCUCGCACUCGCAGCACUACCAGUCCAUCGCCGCCGCCGAGCCCUGGAGCUCCGUCCCGCCGUGUCGCCACUUAGCGUACGCCCCACCGGACCAUCAGCAGGCGAGGGCCGGCCGGCGACCUACUUCAACGGAGCGUGGACGGAAGGUUUCUAUAUCUUCCAUGGCGCUCGUGGUGAUGUGCGGCCAGCCGUGCAGCGGCAAGUCAGAGGCUGCAGCUUGUCUUGCCGCCGCUCUUCGCUCCUCCGUGCCUGACGUCACUGUCCGCGUCAUUGAUGAGUCAUCGCUCCAUCUUGGGCGCAAUGAAAGCUACAAAGAUAUGGUCGUGGAGAAAAACUUAAGAGGAGUUCUGAGGUCAGAAGUUGACAGGUCUGUUUCACGGGAUGGCAUAAUCAUCGUGGAUUCUUUGAACAAUAUCAAGGGGUACCGGUACGAGCUGUGGUGUCUUGCGCGUGCUUCGGGAAUAAGAUAUUGUGUGUUCUUUUGUGAUACAGAAGUGGACCAUUGUAGGGAUUGGAACGUCAAGCGUCAGGAGAAAGGAGAACCCUCAUAUGAUAGUAAUAUAUUUGAAGAUCUGGUAAGGAGAUUUGAGAGGCCUGAUAGGCGUAGCCGCUGGGAUUCCCCUCUUUUUGAAUUGUUUCCAUCUAGAGAGGAAAUUGUGGAAUCUUCCCCUGUUAUUGUUGAGGCUGUAUCAUAUUUGACUAAGAAAGUGGAUUCGAAAACAAGAGAUGUAAAAGUUCUCCAGCCUACAAUAGCCACUCAGUCUGUGCGGACUACUGAGAGUAAUUCGCUCUACGAGAUGGAUAAAGCAACACAGGAGGUGGUCAAUGCAAUUGUGGAGGCACAGUCUGGUGGUCUUGGGGUUGCCAUGAAUAAGAUUUCUCUUGGGCCCGACUUGCCAACUAUUAAUCUUCAAAGAUUGGUUGGCCUGCCCGAGCUACGGAGCCUCCGACGCACGUUCAUCAAGCUGGCAGGGCAGUACAGCUUGAGCGGGCGACCCCCACCAACAGAUGCUGACAGCGCGAAGAGGAUGUUUGUUGACUACUUGAACCGAGAAAUCGGUGGGUGAUGGUUGGUUCUCCCAUCUCUGAUGAGUAGUCCGGCCUAUGAUGUACUACUUCCCAGGGGACGGAAUGCAGGCGCUGCUAGCGUUUUCCCCUGCCAUGCUCCUCAUAUGGCUUCCUUCGGGCCGUCCAAAGAGAUUAUUUUGCCUCGCAUGAGCUUCACCGCAAGUAUUCAGAAAUGGCAUGCCGCUGUGUAAUUCUGUAGCUCCUGUACCACCCAAAUAGUUUUUGCGGGUGCUUGCAACUUGUAAACUACAGAAUUUGGAAAUAUUUACUGAAUUAUUUAUGUACGGUUGCAACUCGUUACAACAUAUUUUGAAAAGUGGCUCCAGAUUAGUGUUUUU